This is a messenger RNA of Micropterus dolomieu (smallmouth bass), 1865 nucleotides long. It is a transcript of the gene polr2m, whose product is annotated as RNA polymerase II subunit M. Gene Ontology annotation, molecular function: transcription elongation factor activity. The transcript is spliced from 4 exons. NCBI's taxonomy places the organism in Eukaryota, Metazoa, Chordata, Actinopteri, Centrarchiformes, Centrarchidae. Gene Ontology annotation, cellular component: intracellular anatomical structure; nucleus. Gene Ontology annotation, biological process: transcription elongation by RNA polymerase II; intracellular signal transduction. The coding region runs from base 244 to 1305 and encodes 353 amino acids. The record is from RefSeq and is a predicted model, not a curated record.
CUCACAUGUCUGAUUUCCGCACAAGAAGAAGAAAGAUCCCACUUUGAAAUGUUGUUGUCUCAUGUGUUGAAGAAGUAAACCUGCAGCCUUUAAAGGUUUCUAAAUCUCUCUAACCAUAAUAGAGUCAGUUAACUUGUUGAGCUGGUUAGCGUAUGAUUAGAGUUUGUAAACACAAUGUUAAACUGAGACGUUAGUUCGCGCUAUUUGUGAAUGGCUGUAGCUAGCUGUCACUAGCUAACAGGGAUGUCCUCGUCGCGGACAGAGCGCCAGGGCGAGGUGGGAGACCUGAGAGUCCAAAGAAAAGAAGAGCUCCAAGAACUGCUCCAGAGACAGGAAAAGAUACUUUCUAACAAGAGGUUGUUACAGACUCUUCCUGACAAAGGGAAAAAGAUAAAAGAAUUUACAGAGAAAGUGCGCCUUGCCAUCGAGCACAAAGAUGAAGAGGAGAGGAGACGGAGCUUGGUGUUUGCUGCCAGGACAGAGUUACAAUCAAAGUACCAGCUGGCCUUCACUAUGCAACGAUGUGCUAUCAACACACCAGCAGCCCCACACCAAAACAUGCAAAAUGAGGCUGCUGCAGACAAUGCAAUGCAGGACACCUCACCUGUCUCAGCUGAUGUGCAGGAAAACAACACUUUGGACAAGGAACAGGACCCGUUUGUCUCCAAAACGGCUGCUGGUGAAACCAUGGAGACGGCAGCUGCUGGGGCCUCUCUGAACUGUGAUGAGAUAAAAGAGACUGACCUUGUGGAGGCCUUGGAAAGGGUCAGACUGUCUGAAACUAGUGCUUGUUUCAGUAGCGAGUCCAAAGAUUCAUUUAACAGCACAGCAAGAGACAACUACUUUCUCAGAAAGCAGAUACGAAAACAGCCUCACUAUGUAACUGUCCUGGAAAAAACUGAGAGCACUCCCAGGAAGCAAAAAUUCAAACCAAAUCAGCUGCCCCACCGAAAUGACACCCCUCUAUCAGGAUACUCAUCACCCAGCCAGUCUUCUGAAGGCUCAUCACCGCUCUCUGCACAGACCAGGAAGGAGAGGGACAGAAAACACCUGGAUGACAUCACAGCAGCCAGACUCCCUCCUCUUCACCACAAUCCGGCCCAGCUUCUAUCUCUGGAAGAGUCGGCCGUCCUCCUGGAGGAGCAAACCAAGAAGCAGCACGAGUUGCAGGCCAAGCUGGCAGCCCAGAAACUGUCUGAGGGAUUGAAGCUCUCUAUGGGGAGCUACACUCCUGACCGUGGCCCCAUGGCUGCCUACAGAGAGGUUCACGAUGAAGGAGCCCAGCUCUCCUCAGAGGAGGACUGAUCUUGGAAGGCCGGAGCUGGGGAAACCAGUGUAACCUUGGCCCUGAGGGAAACAAGCUUUGGACCUCGCCAUCAGGACCCAUCCAACAGGAUUUUCACUCUGAGGACAAGAAUUGUUAAGAGAGGAAAAAGGUCUCUGCACGGUGGGAAGGCAUAGUUGGUAUCCCAGACUCAGCUCAGGAAAUUGAAUGUCAGGUUGAGAAACUAGCUAACUUAAUUGUCAUUCAGUUUGUAUUGGGUUCCGUUGUUUCAGUGUCUUGCAGGAAUAAUAAUACCUGCUGUUGGCUACGAGUUUUAAAUGCUAAAUCUGAAGCAUGUUUCCCGUCAGCAUACUGAAGCUGAUGAUGCCAUGGCUUUUCGAACCUGAGAGCGUUGUAUGUUGAAACACCUAUUUUAGUGUGUUUUUAAUUAUGUGUGCUUAAAGCUCAUCAGCAGGUGGAGCAGACUGUUUCUGGCACAGUGGUGACUGUUGAUGGUUUUGUCUAGAAAAUAGACAUGAGCCUGCAGAUAGUUGUGUCAGACUGUGUAACAGAACUGAAUAAAUACAUCUUAUUCUGCAAA